GUUAGUUGGAUCCAUGCCCUUAUAGACAAACUAAAAGAGAUAAAAGGAGAGUAACAAGCACAAACUAUCUCAACAAAGCUAUGGCUAAGAGAAGCUCAACAAACCCACGAUUCAUCACGGCUUCUUGAUUCUUGGGUUUUUCCCUUUCCGCAGCUUUCCGCGCACGCCACCUGUUCGACGGAACGCCCUUGUGAUCCCUAGCGUGCCACCGCCGCUGGCGAUCGAGCUCUCUGCACCAUCCACGCCCACCACCUGUUCGACGAAACGCCUCAGCGCCUCUUGGGUCACCGGGUUGGCUCAUGGAACCGGAGAAAGCACCCGGCAGAGGCAGGCUCAUGCUCAGCGACCUCCCCGACGACCUCAUCCGCCGCAUCAUGUCCUUCCUCUACGCGCGCCAAGCCGUGCGGACGUGCGUGCUGUCCCGGCGCUGGCGCGACCUCUGGCGCUCCCUCACCCGCAUCAACGCCGACUUCUGCGAGUUCAAGGGGGACACCAGGACAUGGGUGGGGGACAAGGCGCGGUUCGAGAAGUUCCUCAACGCUCUACUGUUGCGCCGUGACCCCGUCCUAUUGGUGGACAAGUUCUGGCUCAGAUGCCCCAGCUGCAGCUUCGGGGUUUACUCAUUAGAUGCUAACCUGUGGAUCAGCCAUGUGUUACAGUUGCAAGCCCCGGUUCUGGAUGUUCGCGCAGUGGGCAUCAGCCGUCUCAAUCAGGCAGUAUUUACCUCCCAGUACUUGAGAAGAUUGGCCCUCUCCUCGGUUGUUUUGUCCAAAGGUUUCUUCAAUCAACUCAAGAUGCGCUGCCCGGAAUUGGAAUGUCUCUUCUUGCGAGACUGCCAUAUUCACGAUCAUCACAUCUCCUCCCAGACACUGAAGAUCCUCACAAUCAAUAUCUCUGAUUUCAGUUUCGUUGACAAGUACGAUUGCUGCAUUUCCACUCCGAGCGUCACUGCUCUGACAUUGUUUGGUCCGAAAGGGCGGGUACCUUUGCUACAGGACAUGGCAUCACUAGUGUCUGCUUCAGUUUAUCUUGCCAAUGAUUUCAGUAAUUUUGGUACUGCUGGUGAUGUCCAUCGGUUGCUCACAAGCUUAUCUGGUGUCAAAUAUUUGGCCUUGGAUUUUGAUGGGGUAAAUGAGGUGCAGAUAACAAAUGAAAACAAUAUACAAUGGUGUCCAGAAUUCAUUGAUCUUGUAAGCCUGACUCUGGGUUCGUGGUGUCUGGAGUCAAACUUCUAUGGACUGACUGUCUUCCUUCAGAACUCACCGAAACUGGAGAAGCUGACAUUGAAACUCAAUAAAGUUCAUACUCGAAGAAUCGUUGGCAAGCUUAAAGAAAAAUCAUUUACUUGUGAACGCCUUAAGGUUGUUGAAGUCAUAUGCAUUGGGGAUGAUCCUCUGGUGAACUGCGUGGAAGAAUUCUUUUUCAACAGCGGCAUGACCUCUCUUCAGAUUAGAAUCAACCACCUGGACGGCUACGAGCUUUAUGAACCUAGGUUAUACAGAGAUGAGUACAGGCGUCGACAGUACAUGGGUUAAUUUGCAUUGUCACCAUUCAAUCUCUCCAUUUGUAGGAUGAACCUACAUGCAUUUCAUCCAGCGAAUUUAAAAGGCACAUAGAUAUUUUUACUGCUCUUGUUUUUGGUGAUAUGACUUGAGGACAAACAGUUGUCUUGAGUUUUUGACGAGAUGAGUAGAGGAAUCAAAGGAUUAUGCAUUAACGUCGUAA
Oryza sativa Japonica Group (Japanese rice) is the source of this 1725-nucleotide messenger RNA. The record is from RefSeq and is a predicted model, not a curated record. Lineage: Eukaryota; Viridiplantae; Streptophyta; Magnoliopsida; Poales; Poaceae.